Molecule: messenger RNA, 498 nt
Organism: Nanorana parkeri
Lineage: Eukaryota; Metazoa; Chordata; Amphibia; Anura; Dicroglossidae
Product: C-type natriuretic peptide 1
Exons: 3
Coding region: 57-446 (129 amino acids)
Cellular component (GO): extracellular region
Molecular function (GO): hormone receptor binding; hormone activity
Source: RefSeq, a predicted model, not a curated record
CAGCGAGGGAUAAGCCGGAUUAAGGCACACACCAGGCAUCUGGAAGGAGCAGAGAGAUGUCUUACAAGCGUGGCACCUGCCUAGGGUUCAUCAUGCUCCUCAUGGUCUGUCAUCACCACGCCAGGGGGAAACCACUGUCCAGCCUGCAGAGCUUGUCCAGGUUGCUAGAAGAUAACUUUGAGCGUUCCUACGCUUCCGAUGAGGCGGACCCACAGCUGGUACCGACCGAUUCCCUGGACCAGCUGGAACCGGAACUUCAGUGGAACAAAAACCGGGUCGAGCAAGGCGGCGGUCCCCACGUUAACGAGAUGACGCUCCAGCAGCUGCUCAACGACCCCGUCGGUACGCCACGAAGAUACAGACAAAGGAGCAAAAAGGGCUAUUCCAGAGGAUGCUUCGGGGUGAAGAUGGACAGAAUCGGAGCAUUCAGUGGGCUCGGGUGCUAAGUUAUAGGGUCAGCGUCACUCAGCAUUGAUGGGCCUGGAUACCAUUCAGCUC